This is a messenger RNA of Clonostachys solani, 2046 nucleotides long. The record is from the annotation of a GenBank genome assembly. NCBI's taxonomy places the organism in Eukaryota, Fungi, Ascomycota, Sordariomycetes, Hypocreales, Bionectriaceae.
AUGACGAAUCUCGGCCAUGGCUUUUCCUUUGACAGGCACAACAAACCCGACUCCACCGGCCCUUCGCUAAAUCCCUCGUCGCCUGGCUCCAUGUCCACCAACUUGACCCAACAUAGCGAGUUCACUCCGUCAUCGCACGUCUUCCACAGCCCUAGAGUUGCCCCUGUUCCACAGCUGUCGCGUCUGGUCCAGGACUGCCAUGGCAAGCCCAUGUGCAUUGGCAACGCGGCGAAUCUGGCCUUCCUCCAAGUCAUCCGCCGCAUAGUCCACGACUCCCUGGGCUACUCUGCGCUUUGUGACAAGCCACCCGUACAGACCCUUCUGGACCAAAGUCAACAUGUGGCAGCUCCCUCCAGCAGGUCAAAGUCCAACUGGGCCAUUGAUGUAGCGCUUCAGCCACCUGGCAAACCCGAUUCAUUCGAGGUCGACUAUCUCCUAUGGUGGUAUCUACGUGCUACAAAUUGCAUUGUCUAUCUUUUCGACGCCUCACAACUCCGUCUGGGUCUGUUGAGCUGGCUACAGAAUGACGAGGAUGGACCAGAGCGAGACACGAGCACGAGCGCCGUCUUCUUCCUCGUCCUCGCAGUUGGCGCUCAGGCCGCUCCCGACGAUAGAGAAGCUAUCGCUGAGAAGUACUUUAAUUAUGGGCGGUUCUUAACCAUGUCGCAUCUCAUGGAAGAACCGGCCAUCUCUACCAUCCAGGCCAACGUACUCAUCGCCGUGUACCUCCUCGGAGCCUCACGGUCAGACGCCGCCUCCAUGUAUCUAGGUGCUGCGAUCCGUGCGGCCUAUGCCCUGGGUGUUCAUCGACUCGACAUCAACAAGAGUUUUGAUUCAUCAGAGUAUGUCCUGCGGGAGCGCUUGUGGAAGGUCCUACGGAUACUCGACCUCUUCCUAGGCGCAUCGCUUGGCCGUUCACCGUCGACGUACGAGACACGGAAUACAGGGGCCGAGGCUGAUUACUCGGCCGCCAACGAUUUAUGCGCCAUCUUUGAGGUCAUUCUUACCCAGGUCUACUCGAAACCUAGGGUAUCAACUGUCGUGGUACAGCGUAUCAGCCAAUAUCACCGACAAUGGGCUUCAAGAUAUUCUACUGGAUUAGCCAACGACGCCAUUCCACCAGGAGAGAUCCAAGAUAUGGGCGAGGGGAAGAGAGCACCUAAUAUCAGCUUCUACCACCUUAUGCAAGCCUACUACUGGACCAUCAUGCUGAUCACACGGCCUUCGUUAAUCGACACUGUAUCCAGGCAUACAUCCAAUGCCACGGUAGAAUCGGGCUUAGAUGAAGUUACAACCUCGACUCGCUUAUCCAACCAGGCCUUAGCCCAUGCGUCCGUCGACGCAGCAAUCCGCACCGUGGCCCUACUACGCGGGCUGAUUUCAACCGUAGCCGUGCCGAAAAGGCUGCCCAUAGUGGUCAACUGCUUGUUCGUCGCUGCCCUAGUGCUCGGGCUGGCGCAAUUUGGCGACCUGGACCGCAUGUUUCCCCUCCACGAGCAUCUUCUGGACGCGCGAACGUUGCUUCUACUGUUCAGCCGGCAUGAUGCCGUCGCUAGGAGUAAUCUAGCCGCUGUGGAUGAGCUCCAGGCCGCAUGCGACUUGUACCGCGAGAGGAGGGAGCGCCGCAAAAUGGAACGGCAAAGCCUCCUCUUCAGGGGGUUAUUUGGGACUUGCGACGCCAAUUUUGGCACCCAGUUGCCGCUUCAUGGAGGAGCCACCGUAGACGGACUGCGGCAGCUCGUCUGGCCGCCUGCAAUUGGCCCUGCGCCUGUCACAGAUGUGCACCAGUCUUCUGGCUCGGACCAGGGCAAUUUUCUCAGCCCCGUCGGCUCUGAGACUCAGUCGUUGAUAGACAUAGGUCAUGUGCUCUCGGACAUGGUGCCUGGGCUUGGACCCUUGUCAGACAUCAUCUUGCCUGUGUCGCCAGGGACAUUAAUGGUUGAUUCCUUGGACAAUAUUCUCCCGCUUCCCACCGUGGACACCAGGGUGUACUCCCUUGAGGAAGGGUUGACCGAUGACGGCGUCAUACAAAACGACGAUACCUGA